CCCUGCAGAGAACCCUGUGUGUGUGUGUGUGUGUGUGUGUAAGUGUAUGAGUGUACGCAGAUGGGAGAGCAACUGAGUCAGGGAGGGCUGUCUCUCAUCUAUCCGCUGUUACCACAAUCCUUCACUCUCCCUCCUCUCCUCCUCUGCUGCCAUGGAGCUCCAGCAGGCUGAAUCACAACAGCGUCUGCAGAAAGGGCUGAGCAGUUAGUUGUGGGAGUCUGUACGCGGUGCUCCGCUGGGCCAGUAUGGAGUGUGUGUGUCUGAGGAGGUGGGCGUCAGGCUCUGCUGUCGUGUUCCUUCACACUCUGGCCUUAUCCUGGACAGGUGCAAUUGAGCCCGCCCCAAGAAUUGAUGGAUGGCACCGGGCAGCCGUGACACUGCAGGAGAACAGGACACAUCGGUUUAACUGCCAAGCGGAUGGCUGGGAUCCUCAUGCUCCACCUUUGCUGACUUGGUACCUGAAUGGGGAGCGACAGGGAACGCCGUCACCCAACCAUGGACGCCUGGUGAUGACAUCACAGGAAGAUUCAGUGCUCAUGAGACCAGGAACCAAUCACAACAGCACCUUCUCUCUUCAGGCCAGAAAGUGGGACAGGGAGCUAGUGUGUGUAGCAUCAAACCCCAGGACAGGAGAGAGCUACAAUGCCACAGUCACACUCAACGUCCAGUUUCAGCCAGAGAUCCUCAGGAUGAACGCCCACUUCACUGAAACCUCAGCCCCCGGCCUCUCCCUGAUCCUCUUUGCCCUGGUACGGUCCAACCCGCCUGCCACCAUCACCUUUGUUGACCAGUCUGGCCAUCUGGUGGCCAACACCUCUGACUUCUUCAUCCUGGACUCGCAAAGCUACCCUUGGCUGACCAAUCACACGCUGAGGGUGACGCUCAGUAGUCUAUCAGGGAAUUUAUCGCUGAACGCAAGCAACAGUGUCGGAGCGGUGCAGAACAACCUCACACUAGCAGAGUUCCUGCAGUCUCGUGUGGAGGUGCCCAUGCUGGGAAUAGUGACUGGGGGAGCCAUGGCUUUCAUGGCCCUCCUCAUCCUCAGUCUAAUCGUUCUCUGCCUCAUGCAAAAAAACAAAAGCAAGUCUAUUGACGAGCCAGUGGAGAUUCUGAUGACCAAGAAAAGUAACUCUGCCAACCUGAAAGCAGAGAAGGGCGAUAAGACCUACAUCCCCAGAGAGAACAUGUCUCUGCCUUCAAACAUGCAGCUCAACGACCUCAGCACUUUGAGAAAGGCCCGAGAGGCUGCCCAGCAAAACAGUGUGGGAGAGAAGAAGAAAGAGGAAGAGGAGGAGGAAGAUCUGUCUUUAGCCUACGCCGCCAGAGGUUUUGCCAGAUAUCCGAUGGUGGGCUACAUCUAUAAGGUCAACAGCUCAAGCAGCGAGGAGGUCUGGCUCUGACUUACCUCACACAAAUGCACGCACGUACGCAAGCACGCACGUACGCACACACACACACACACACACACACACACACACACACACACACACACACACACACACACACACACACACACACACACACACACACACAGAGAGAGAGACA
Messenger RNA from Platichthys flesus (European flounder), 1545 nucleotides. Its product is annotated as transmembrane protein 25. Bases 246 to 1400 code for a protein of 384 amino acids. The transcript has 9 exons. NCBI's taxonomy places the organism in Eukaryota, Metazoa, Chordata, Actinopteri, Pleuronectiformes, Pleuronectidae. The record is from RefSeq and is a predicted model, not a curated record. Gene Ontology annotation, biological process: negative regulation of excitatory postsynaptic potential.